UUUCGUCUUCCGCUUCCUUAUUGCACUAAAAAAAAAAAUGUCAGCCAUGACAGGAAAGAUUGCGCACUUUCUGUUGCUCCUUAACUCCGUUUUACUGCAUUUUGGUACAGGUGAAGCCCUGUUUACCGUAAACGGUAUCGUUAAUGGGUCUGUCACUUUGCCCUCCGGAUCUCCGUACAACAGUCCCUCAGAGGUCCGGUGGACGAUUGGCAAGAGUGUAAUCGCCUUUUAUUUGAAGCCGAGAAUUCUGACAACAGACCCUAAGAGAUUUGGGGACAGGUUACGACUGAACACGAAAGACGGUUCUCUUCUAAUCAACCGGGCACAGAUGGGCGACGCGGACACGUACAACGUGACAGUCUCUCAAGGCAAAAGCAAACACAACGCUGUAGUCAAGCUGAUGAUCUAUGAACGGGCAGACACGCCUAAACUGGAGGUUCUGAGCAACACGUCAGGGCCUUGGUUCUGCAAUGUGUCUGUGAGGUGCGCUACCCUCCACGGCCUCUGGGUGGCAUCGCUCUGUCAGUUUAGACCGGGCAAGCUCAUGUGCCAGGAGACAGCCAGGAAUGACUCCACCAACUCAACGCGGUUACUGAUCACGGCAACCAGAGACGCCAUCAACUGUAGCAGCAGCAACCCCGCCAGCACAAGCUUCGCCCCCCCGCUUCCUGUUAAACAGGUCUGCCCCGCCACUGUGCCUGAUCCUAAGAAGAAACUUGGUCAUACUCAACGUUCGCGAAACAUUCUAAUUUUUGUUGGGUUACCCUUUUCUUGUCUGUUGUGCUGCUGUCUGUUUGCAUGUAAAAAAACAUUUCACAAACAGAACAAAAACAGAAUGGAUUCUAAUGAUGUCGAGAUGAGAGAAUCCAAGACAGACUUUAAUGAACCCUACGAAAACAAUCACAGAACAGAUGCUAAUGGUGCUCAAGAAGAAGGACCUCCAGUUUCAAAUUUGGUUGAUACUGUUAUCCAUGAAAAAAGAGGAGUUCCUCCAGAAGUGUAAAUAUUAUUUUCCAUGACCUUGUCAAAUCGAUAUUACUUGUUGAGUUAUUUGUAUUCA
Molecule: messenger RNA, 1060 nt
Organism: Anguilla anguilla (European eel)
Lineage: Eukaryota; Metazoa; Chordata; Actinopteri; Anguilliformes; Anguillidae
Exons: 4
Coding region: 38-1003 (321 amino acids)
Source: RefSeq, a predicted model, not a curated record